UGCCACUCUGCGCCUGCGCACGGGCGGAGGCGCGCUGGAGACUCGCUGGAGCGGGCAGGUGGAGGGAGGAGUGGUCCCGGGAGUAACUGCCAGGAGUUGGUGCGCCGCAGGUCCGGGGGCGCCCGCGGUCCCUGGGCCUUGGAGGCCUGAACGCGUUCGGAACGUGGCAUUUUUUUUUUGCGGGGGCGUGACCUGAGCUCGCCUCCUCGGCUAGGAGUGGAGGAGAAUGGGGAUCGCUGAGGCCUUUAAUUAAUUUGGUGCCUGUUGUUUGUUUGCCCGAGAGCGGCCCCAUAUGGACACUAACACGCGCUCACCACCUCCACUCCCAUCUCCCCUACGUAGGAGAUGACACAUGGGGUCUCAGCACUCCUCAGCCCUCACAUUUUGUCAACGAAAGAAGGAUGACAACCCGGAGGACUUGCUGGCCGAUAGAGAUCAGGAGGAAGCCAUCGCUCAGUUUCCCUAUGUGGAGUUCACUGGGAGAAAUAGCAUCACCUGUCACACCUGCCAGGGAGCAGGCUACAUCCCAGCAGAGCAAGUCAAUGAGUUGGUGGCUUUGAUCCCCCACAGUGACCAGAGGUUGCGUCCUCAGAGAACGAAACAGUAUGUCCUCCUGUCGGUCCUGCUGUGUCUCCUGGCAUCUGGCCUGGUGUUCUUCUUUCUGUUUCCACACUCGGUCCUCGUGGACGAUAAUGGCAUUAAAGUGACGAAAGUCACGUUUAAUAAACAGGACUCCCUUGUGGUCCUCGAUGUCACGGCCACCCUGAAGAUCAGGAACUCCAACUUCUAUCCUGUGGCCUUGACCAACCUGUUCAGCCAGGUUCAGUACAUGAAGGCCGUGGUCGGCUCAUACACGACCACAAACGUCUCGCUCAUUCCCCCUCGGAGUGAGCAUCUGGUGAAUUUUACGGUGAAGGCUGAGGUGGGAGGCCCGUCGUCCUAUGUGUACUUCUACUGCACACUCCCUGCCAUCCGGGUACACAACAUUGUGAUCUUCAUGAGGACUUCUGUGAAGAUUUCAUACAUCGGUCACAUAUCCCAGAGCGCCUUGGAGACACAACACUAUGUGGAUUGUGGGGCGAAUUCCACAGCUGUUCAGAGCCUGCUUUUGGUUUCCCGGGGGCCACACCUGUAGAAGGAAGCCUAACGUCUAACAUCUGUCCGGAUGGCUGGCCCAGCGUCCGUAUGGUGUAAGAGGAGGAGGAGGCUGCUCUCUCAGCCCACAGAAAACACCUCCUGCACUUAGGGGAAAGCCUCCCUUCCAAUGGAAGCACUGCCCAGCGCCUACUCUGUGCUGAGCAAAUACUUAGCGCUCAACUGCAGUUUGAAGAUUUGCAGUCAGGUAUUUUGGCUGUGCUUUAUAAGUCGAGAUGAACCAGGGUUCUAGGUUUUCAGACCAGAGUAGCAUGAUGGUAGGGUGCUAGUGCAGCUGCAGACACAUGGGUGUGAAAAACAGCAGCAGGGCAGGGAGUCCUGGACACCCAUGAGGAGCCCCUCAGUGGCUGCCUUUGCAUCUGUUCCCUAAUCCCCGCCCCGGCCCCGGCUUUUCAGAAAGGUUUUGUUGUUUCUUUUCCUUCCCCAUACAAAAUGAUUACAGUUUCCCCCUAAGGGUCUAUUGAAGGGCUUGACAGACCUUUGAUCCACUGGCUGGAUAUGGAUUGGGAAUUUGAUAGAAAAAUAAACCCUGCUUUUGAUUGA
Apodemus sylvaticus (European woodmouse) is the source of this 1698-nucleotide messenger RNA. RefSeq names its product transmembrane protein 106C (gene Tmem106c). The transcript has 8 exons. NCBI's taxonomy places the organism in Eukaryota, Metazoa, Chordata, Mammalia, Rodentia, Muridae. The coding region runs from base 353 to 1135 and encodes 260 amino acids. The record is from RefSeq and is a predicted model, not a curated record.